Molecule: messenger RNA, 2017 nt
Organism: Limulus polyphemus (Atlantic horseshoe crab)
Lineage: Eukaryota; Metazoa; Arthropoda; Merostomata; Xiphosura; Limulidae
Exons: 3
Coding region: 1-1761 (586 amino acids)
Source: RefSeq, a predicted model, not a curated record
AUGAGCUUGGACGUUAAAGUAACCAAGUACGAUCCAGGGUAUAAAACUAAACAACUAGAAACUGCAUCGACCAACAGACCAGCAACACUUGUACAGAGAGUUCGUCCACAAAUCCACAGGUCUUCGGAAUGCCCAGUACGACAACCACCGAAACGGGCAUUCCAGAUACAAAAUAGUCAAAAGCUAUCGGAAUUGGAACAAAACGUGUCUUCUGAUGUUUGUCUUGAAACAGAAGGGUUGUUUAUCAAACAAGAACCUACAGCAGCAACAAUAUCACCCCAAGAGCACUUGAAAAGUGGCAUGAUACAAGAUGUGGCAAAAGAAGAAUCCAUCUUGAUACAAGAUGUGGCAAAAGAAGAAUCCAUCUUGCGAACGCUUCUCUUGGAAGAUGAUGUAAACGAAUACUGUGAUAAAUCCGUCCUUGAAUCUGGGCACAAUGAGUUCGAGGACGAUUUACAUCAAAUAGAUAAGAAAAGCUCCCUCAUAGUCCACUCAGUUGAAAAGUUGUUACCGGAGAAAAUUGAGCAGUGUUUAUUGGAAGAAAAGGAGACUCCCAUUAUACUCGAAGAAAAUCCAAUCUUCGUUGAUAAUAAAGACUGGAUGGAUUUCUCAAUCUGGGCAAACGAUCCACAUGCCCUGAAAAACAAAAUCGAAAAAUUGAGAAGAGAAAUUCUUUAUUUAGAUAUGAUGGCAGCACAAAAGGAAAAGGAACGUUUAUUGAUACUUCAUUUUAGAAAAUACAAAAAAGAAGUCAUGAAGAAAAUCUUCAGAGAGCGUAUUUUACCAUCCCAACGGAUGGAACUAAAUGUUCAAACAAGGCAGAAGAGUGAAAAGAAACCAAUAUCGACAAGCAGCACAAGCUCUGCUGUAAAGUACUGUCCCAAACAAUAUGAUUCCAAAUCAGCCAAAGAUAUUUCCCGGAAAGAAACUUGCCUGGUACGACCCAUGCUACAUGUUGAGAGCAAUAAUGAUGUUUUACAAAGAGACUCAAGCGUCGAAUGCGCGAUAGUUAAAACCUCAAGAAACUUUAUCAGGGAUCCGACAGAAGAACAUUUGUCCACGAGAUUAACCAGAAAUAGCAACGGACACACGAAGGUCGAAGGUCUUUCGUCGACAGCAGGAUCUAGUCAGCCAAUCUGCUCUUCGAGAAGAGGGCCUUCAUUCAAUUUAGAAAGUUUCUCUUAUUCCAAUCUUUCGACCGGUCAUGUUCCUCAUUUGUCCUCAAAUUCGUCAUCAUUUACGAGUGUGGCACACUCGAAAAAUGAAAUAAUGUCAUUUUCUCCACUGUCUAGCAUUUCAAGAGUCACUCCAGUAUCAGACUUUAAUAAAGCCAUUGUUACUGACGUCACGACACCAAAGAAUUCUACGUCAUACACAGGGGCUGCACCUCAGAGAAGCCAAAUGACAGGGCUUUCGCAUGUGAGUAAGCAAGAAUACAUGCCCCAUUUUUCCUGUAGCACUGUACCUUUAAUAGCUCCCCCUAUUUAUCACUCGGUUCAUAGGAUUCCACCACCAACCUAUAACCCUCUCCCCCUAACUGUAAAUUCUCCUUCUUGGAUCCCAGUGGAAUUUCCUUGGUUGGGUGUGAAGCCCCCAAUCGAUUACCAAACAAACAACCGAAGAUUGAAAGAGGCUGUUGAAAGUCGUGAAGAUGGAAAGAAAAGGUGUGCUGGUGGGCAGAAAAGUCCAAGACACGUGGCUCCAGAACUAAAUCACUUCUCGAUGGACAAUGCAGUUUACCGUGACGACCAGUUAAUCUGAAAAAUCGUCAAAGAAAACAGAGAAAGAAUAUGACAUUCAUGUUUAAUAUCUGUAAAAAAUGUUCUUUAAGUUGGUUAUUUAAAUUUUAAAAGAAAAUUAGAUCAGAACUAUUUUCAGUAUUUCCUGACUUUUAACGGCUGUUGUCGGUCAACAAAAACAUGCACUUAAACCGCCACGUCAUGAAAGUCCAGUUUCUAAGAUGGCAGUGUAAAAUUACUGAAUCAGUGUACAUACAAUAAACAGUGUCAAGAACUAC